AAUAUGUAUCACAUAAUGAAUGAAAACGAGAAGUUGGGAUUAAUUGUAGCUUCAUUAUGUCAUGACCUGGAUCACAGGGGAACAAACAAUUCUUUUCAAACAAAAACUGGCUCAGCUUUGGCCACACUUUAUGGGACUAAUUAUAGAGAAGUGAUUCAUAUAAUCGAGUCGUGCAUUCUUUCCACCGAUUUAGACCAAUAUUUUCAAAAAAAGAAUAAAUUUGAAGAAUUGGUGAAAAGAGGUGAACAGAGUUGGAGUGAUGUUUGCACUAAAGACUUGAUAAGAGGAAUCCUGAUGACUGCCUGUGAUAUAAGCGCCACAUUCAAGCCCUGGCACAUCCAGAAGCGAGUGGCCGAACUAGUGGCUCACGAAUUCUUUGAGCAAGGUGAUCUCGAAAAGGAGAAACUCAAUCAAAUGCCCAGCGCUAUGAUGGAUAGGGAGAGGCAACACGAACUGCCGCUAAUCAGGCAGGUCACUUUCAUCGAUCUCAUAUGCCUUCCCGUUUAUAAGAUACUAAGCGAGUGUUGGCCAACACUUCUUCCGUUAUACAAAGGAUGUCUUGAAAACAGGAAUCAAUGGAAACGAUUAUCUGAUGAAAAUGUUUCAAUUGUAAGUAUGAUUUCCUUAUUAUCAAAUGCGACUACUUUUAAAAUUAUAAUUUUAUCAUUACAAUACACA
Oppiella nova is the source of this 678-nucleotide messenger RNA. NCBI's taxonomy places the organism in Eukaryota, Metazoa, Arthropoda, Arachnida, Sarcoptiformes, Oppiidae. The record is from the annotation of a GenBank genome assembly.